AUGACAAGGCUAUCUUGUAUGAAGCAUGACCCAAGCAAAGCCGGAGCUUCUGAUGUCCCCCAAGAUCCGGCUGAAGAUAGCCAGAAGAAACAACAUGAGGAAUACAACCGAAGCGAAGCCGCAAUUCAGAAUGAAACACCCGAAAUCAUUACAUCUAGCCCUGUCAGAAGUUUACAGAGCAGCCUUCAUCCAGAACGCGAUGAUAAGGGAAGCCCGAAGAAGAUCAAUGAUACGACUGACAAAGUUGACAUACUAGCUCAGUCAUUUGCAAAGCUCACAACAUUCGAGAGAGAAAAAACAUUUGAAGAAACCUUCGCCGAGUUAAAACUUUUGCCUGAUCCCACAUUGAAGUGCUUUUAUUCCCUAGAUAUACCACAUGAAUUUGCAACACUAGAAGACAUUCUGCGGAAUUUGGGGAGUUCGAUUAUGAAAGCUCCGAAUGGAGAAGAGGAAUUUAAUGAUCGAAGCAUGACUAUCAAGCAACGGAAUAACGCUCGCUUGUCACUGAUGAAAGCAUAUCUCUUUGGAUGCGCAAAUUUACUUGCUUUCCCUGAAAUCCUGGAAAAGCUUGCGGUACGGCAUGAUCCCGAGGGAAAGCAUGAUGAGACGUCUAUCACUUCAGUUGGAACGACAACCGAUGACCUCAUAGAUGACACGGAAAUUUAUACGCCGACACUAUGUGAAAAGUGUUCUAAUGAACUAGCCUCUUUCCAAAAAGUCGAUAUUGACGAACCCCCUGCCCAGCAUGCACGCGGUCGAUCAGCUUGGUUUGAAAUCGUAGUGGAUUCGCGACCGGGACGAAGUUUGUACUACGAUAUCGAGUUAUUUGAACGGGUGCAUACAUUCUCGUUGAAAAAGUUUAAUGAAAGUUCUUAUGAGAAGACUGUGGGUGAGUUUUGUUCUUAUUAAUUCUGUGUCAUUUCAGCGCUGUGGUGUUGACGUUUUUUUAUCCAGGACGCUUAUAUACACCAAAUCCGUCAGUGGUCGAUAGGUUUUUACCGAUCAAUGCUAUUAGUGGUUGGGAUCGCCUGUUGUCAGUAACCGAAUGUCCAAAUGCAUUUAUACCGAACAAAAUAUGGACCGAGAAAGUGCGAGAAUUGUGUAGCGUCAUCGGCUAUGAAUUGCGAACGCAUAGACACGACGGAAAGGAAAGUCCUGGUAGUUAUUAUGCAUGCCAUGUCGAGAAACAACUCAUCGCCUACUGGCUCUAUACGCAUGCCUUAAUAGGUCGUUCCUUCUCUGAAGAAAUUAGCUACGAUUGGAGAGACAACAAAAUCAUACUCCCAGAAUUUUAUAAGGAUCUUUAUAUGGUUGUGAGUAAUAUUCCUUGCUAUUGCUGUGUGUCUUUUAUGAAUCGUGUAGCGAUAUAUUAUGAUAUUUCCUUUAUAGUUCAUAGCUCAGGCAAGACAUUUCUAUAUCCAGAUUGAGAACACUAUGAAAGGUGUGAGGACUAAGAAUGAGAUCUACGCACUUGGACAGAAGGUUUAA
Sclerotinia trifoliorum is the source of this 1488-nucleotide messenger RNA. Lineage: Eukaryota; Fungi; Ascomycota; Leotiomycetes; Helotiales; Sclerotiniaceae. The record is from the annotation of a GenBank genome assembly.